CAUUAAUAUAUAUGAAAUAAGAGCUGAAAAGGGAACAGGAGAAGGUUACGGUGAAGAAGAAGGAUGGCGUUCGCGUUUGGGAAGGAUGCGGGGCCCCAAAGCCAAGGUACCAAACUGUUACCGUUCGGUACUCCGGCAUCAUCUCAGGCACCGCCAAUACCUCAACCUGGCCGUCCUCGAUCUCCAUGGGGUCCUCCACCAAUGGACAGCGUGCAGUUCCCGUCAUUGGGUUAUGGAACUCCUGGCUUCGUGAGAAGUCGUCAUCCAUCAGCUAGAAUGCCAAAGUUUACUUUACUCACUUACCCCUUUGGUGUGUUACAUUUUCCCCCUAGGCCUGUUGAAACUCCUCCUAGAUGGGGUAAUGGAAACCAAUCUUUCUUGAACGGUGAUGGUCAGAAAGAUCAUCUGCAUUAUGCUGUCAAAUCUAUUGUUGCUACCCGUAAUCCUGGAACUGCAGUGGCAGAAAAGGUCACUGGAAUGCAAGACCAGAAAAGGAGUAGAUCACCUUCUUAUUUUACUGCUGAAGUUGGUUUACAAAAUUCAGGUUUAGGUUUCCCACAAAGGCCUGUCCAAUCUCCUCCUACAUGGGGUAAUGGAAACCGAUCUAUCUUGAACGGUGAUGGCCAGAAAGAUCCUGCGCCUUAUGCUGUCAAAUCUCUUGUUGUUACUCGUAAUUCUGGAGGCGUAGUGGCAGCCAAUUUUACUGGAUUACAAGACCAGAAAAGGACUAGGUCAUCUCCUGAUGCUACUAAUGAAGUCGGUUCACAGAAUUUGAUAUUAGCUUUGCCGCAAAUGUCCACGGUGCCAGGACUUUUUCCAAACUUAUCAAAUCAUCAAAAAGUGUCCCCAUGUCAAGUCAAUGAACUAGCAAAUGGCCAUCUCCCGAAGCGAAGUAGAUCCCCUCCUGCCAGCGGAAGUUUGCAAGGAAAUGCACCUUCUGUGAGAAAGGAAGCUAAAAGCUCAGAUGUUGGGGACCAAGAUGUUCCUGUUGGUGGAUACGAGCAAUCCAAACAAAGACAAACUGUUCCCGUGAAUCAUUCGGGAGAAUGCCGCACCAAUGACAAUAAUGUAUCAAACUUGGAGGGUUUGGGAACACAAAGCCUUAUUGUUGGUGUCCAGAUAUGUGCCCUGAGGGAGCGAGAAAGUAAUGGGAUCUUGAUCAGUAUGAACGUUUGGAUGGGGAUAGAAAUCAAACAAAACGUUUGCUUGCAGUUAAAAAGGACAGCGGAGAGGGAAGCAUAUCUUAUACGUCCGAUGGCUGUCCUUCAAAAGACCAUUGAUUACCUACUUAGCUUACUAGAUCAGCCAUAUGAUGGCAACUUCCUUGGGAGGUACAACUUUCUGUGGGACAGGAUGAGAGCAAUCCGGAUGGACCUGAGAAUGCAGCACAGUUUCAAUGUGGAAGCUAUAACUAUGUUGGAGCAAAUGGUGGAACCUUUAGAGCUGUCGCUAGAUCUGGCAAAGAUGACUCCCGAUAUAAGGCAAAACCCUGAAGUGCUUUUUGCUCGCAAUGUUGCAAGAGCUUGCAGAACAGGCAACUUCAUUGUCUUCUUUAGGCUUGCUAAGAAGGCAACUUAUCUUCAAGCAUGUUUAAUGCAUGCUCACUUUGCUAAGCUACGAACCCAUGCACUUGCUUCCUUAUACUUGGGUCUACAAACCAACCAAGGAAUCCGUGUUUUUGAAGUUGCCAAGUGGAUUGCUAUAGAGGUUUCGCCCUACCCAUUGGACACUGCUUAUUUCUUGAUGUCUUUACAUUGGGGAAAAACCUUGUCUUACACUAGUGCCUCGUGGAUGAGAGCAAUCCUGAUGGACCUGAGAAUGGAGCACAUUUUCAAUUUGGAAGCUAUAACUAUGUUGGAGCGAAUGGAUGUCUGCUUGACCUUGUCGUGCCAUGCAUUUGAGAAGAAAGGCAUUAUUGUGCCGUCAGAAAAAGAAUUCCGUGGUCAUUAUGCUCUUCUCAAACUGGACAAGCAUCGUGGAUGCAAAGUGGAACCUUCCGAGCUGUCGCUAGAUCUGGCCAAGAUGACUCCCGAGAUAAGGCAAACCCCUGAAGUGCUUUUUGCUCGCGAUGUUGCAAGAGCUUGCAGAACAGGCAACUUCAUUGACUUCUUUAGGCUUGCAAAGAGGGCAUCUUACCUUCAAGCAUGUAUAAUGCAUGCUCACUUCGCUAAGCUACAACCCCUUGCACUUGCUUCGUUAUAUUUGGCUCUACAAACCAACAAAGGAAUCCCUGUUUCUCAAGUUGCUAAGUGGCUUGCUAUGGAGCAAGAAGAUGUCGAAAACUUGUUAGCAUAUUAUGGGUUCUCGAUAAAGGAUUUUGAAGAGCCAUAUAUGGUGAAGGAAGGACCAUUUCUCAAUAGCGAUAAGGACUUCUCAACAAAGUGUUCCAGACUUGUUCAUCUAAAAAAGUCAACUACUAUCGUCAGUGAUAUUUCUCCAUCUUCUCUAGUCACACCUUUGCCUGCUGAAGCAACAAGAAAAAUCCGAGUUCCUUUUGUUGACAAGAAGAAUCCAAGUCACACAUUUGCCGUGAAAGCUACACCUGCUUUGGUUGAUAAGAAGAAUUCUAUCAGUGCAAUUAAUGAUGAAAUGCCUGAUUCUCAUGUUGUUGUGCCAUUACCAAAGUUUGGCUUGCAAAAACAGUGUACUAUUGGUAGAUCUGAAGUUUUGAUCAAAUGGAGACAUAUAACAAUAAUCAUGUGACAACAACUGGCAAUAUUGUACCAUGGAAAACGUACUUUCAGCUUUUAGUGCUCCGAACUCUCAGCCUGCUAAAGUUGGAGAACUGGAGGAAAGCACGACUGAUUCUCCUUUCCCAAUCACUAAAACUGAGGACAUGCACAGCCACAACCUGUGGUUGGAGUACCAUUGAAAGAGAGGCCCUUAGUGGUGAAAACGAUAUCCCGAGGGAGAUUGUAAUCGAUCAGAGUGUGGUGGGCAAUUUAUUGAAAGGUGAAGAAACCCCUGAUGUCCAUCAAGAAUAUGAAGAUGACGAGUUGAUGGAGAAUCUCGAAGAUGAAGUAGCUCGAGAGAAGCUCAAGUUGUUCAUAAGGUUAUGGAAGUGGGGUGUUUCCAGACAUCAGAAAUUACACCGUUAAAGACAGACAUAUGCAUAUGCUGCAAUGAGAUCAUUAUCACUCGGACCACAGAUUCGGAGGACUCAAGAACAACCAAGCAAGAUUCUCGAGUUCGACAUUGACUUUGUCAUGAAGGAAAGAUGCAGAAUAUAUGAGCAUUCUUGGUCUCCAUUAAAUCCAUCAGAAGUCAUUGCAGAUGAAGCCAGCUCGAGAAAUCCAGACGCCAAAUGUCUCUGUUCGAAGCUCGUAGUAUGUUCACAGUCACAAGAAGAUGAUCAACCAGGUCCCAGCAAGCAUGCAACAGCAUGCCCUUGGUUGUGUUCAAAGCUCAUCCCCAACAGAUCAAAAGAUACAUUACCGAGGAAGAAUUGUUAACUUCAUCUCCAGGCCUUUCAAUAUGGAGAAAGUGGGUUUCUAGCGACAUGUGCUGCUUGUCUGUCGUCAGAGAUUCCAGUUUUUGUACUCCAGAUGAGGCAGGAGCUGGUGCAACUAUUGUGGUUUUCGUCGUAUCAGAAACUAUCCUGAUGAAUCCUCAGAGAAUCACACUCCACAACCUUCUAUGGGCCAUACAUCCAAGUUCUGCAGUUCCUCUACUGGUUUUCUAUGGAAAAUGGGAUAGAACGGUUUCUGACCUUUGGCCACCAUAGCUCAUCAACUUGGAUUGAAUACCAUUGACAAGUCUAGAAUAAGAAGUUUCUCCGUUGUGUUCCUCAUUGGAGAAGAUGCCAAUGGAUUUUUCAAUGAUGGCAGAGUGAGGAAAGGACUAAGAUGGUUAGCUAGAGAACCACCCCAACAACCAGAUCUUCAGUUCUUAAAACUGCAGGAGUUGGCUCUCGCACGGCUGAAUCCGUCUCUAGAUGCACUCCGGAAGAUGAAUGACUGUGAAGUUGGACCAAAUAAGUGUAUCUCAGUAUUCAAUGAAACUUUGGAUGGGUGUGUGGAGGAAAUUUUCGCACCCGACAGGUUGGCCUAGCCCUGAGUUGGUUUUGCUGGAGGAAAGCAAAAGCUUGUUGAUAGAGUCAUAUCUACCAAGCAUAGGGUGGAGUUCAGCAUAAAAAAUCAAACCUCUGAUUUCUGCUGUAUGGAGUUGUAAGCUUCCUGGAUUUGCUGAUGAUGUAUCGUGGUUAUUUGAAGGCACGACAAACAUGGGAGAUGAGCUCUAGAAGCUUAGUCUGAAAUCGAGAACUGCUUGAUCAGAUACCUGACUGAAUCGAGUGGGAUGAUGGGGUUUCCAUUGGCGGCCAAGGAGGCACAUGUUAUGUUACGGAGAAGUACUCGCCUGGAGUUCCUGGAGUGCUCAAGUUACCAUAUUGUUGUGAAUUGGGUGAAGGUCUUUCGAAGGGUUUUCAAUUGGCAGCUCAAUAAGUUACCAUCCGAUGCCUAUGUAUUAAGGUGCAGCAUUGUGGAUUUGGAAUCACUGAUGCUUGAUGAGUUAGUGGUAGAGUUUCUCUUCCACUUAAGC
Linum tenue is the source of this 4539-nucleotide messenger RNA. The record is from the annotation of a GenBank genome assembly. NCBI's taxonomy places the organism in Eukaryota, Viridiplantae, Streptophyta, Magnoliopsida, Malpighiales, Linaceae.